This is a messenger RNA of Pygoscelis adeliae (Adelie penguin), 3556 nucleotides long. It is a transcript of the gene KBTBD12, whose product is annotated as kelch repeat and BTB (POZ) domain containing 12. Gene Ontology annotation, molecular function: protein binding. Bases 177 to 2036 code for a protein of 619 amino acids. The transcript has 7 exons. Lineage: Eukaryota; Metazoa; Chordata; Aves; Sphenisciformes; Spheniscidae. The record is from RefSeq and is a predicted model, not a curated record.
CCUCUCCCACGCACCCUCACAGACACCUGCUGCUCCCGGCGUCAGAAAGGAUUUGAGAAAACCAGUUCAAUCUGUCGUACAAGACCCUGAUCCUGCAGAUAUUUAAGCUGAAACAUUCCUGAUGAAGACCUUGAAUUCUGAGGAGAUUUAAAAACCAGGAAGUUUGGAGAUCAACCAUGGAUCAUAAGGCUGAGGAGAAAAGAAGGCAGCGCCAUAGCUUGACUUUACUGGAACAAGUAAAGAGAAUGAAAGAAUCAACAGAGAUAAUUGAUGUUGUGCUAGUUGCAGAAGGUGAGAAAUUCCCCUGCCAUAAGGUGGUGCUGGCUGCCUUCAGUCCCUAUUUCAAAGCCAUGUUUACCUGUGGCUUGGUUGAAUGCACGCAAAGAGAAGUGAUACUGUAUGACAUCUCUGCAGAGAGCGUGUCCGUAAUACUCAAUUACAUGUACAGUGCAGAUUUGCACCUCACUAAUCAGAAUGUGCAGACUGUUGCGCUUGCUGCAUAUUUCAUGCAGAUGGAAGACAUUUUCAGUAUGUGUCAGAAGUACAUGAUGGAUCAUAUGGAUGCUUCCAACUGUGUGGGCAUCUACUACUUUGCAAGCCACAUUGGGGCAGAAGAUUUAUCUGAUCAAGCGAGGAAAUACUUAUAUCAGCAUUUCGCUGAGGUGAGCUUACAGGAAGAAAUAUUAGAGAUUGAAUUCCAGCAGCUGUUGACUCUUAUAAAAUCAGAUGAUCUGAAUGUAUCCAGGGAGGAAAGCAUUCUGGACCUUGUCAUUAGAUGGGUGAAACACAGCAGAAAGUCACGUGUAGAGCACCUUAUUGAGCUCCUGAAGCAAGUGAGACUGGUACUUGUCAGCCCUUCCUUUCUCGUGGAAGCCCGGAAAAGGAAUACAAUGAUCCUGUGCAAUUCAGAAUGCAAUGAUAUGUUUGAGGAAGCGCUGAAAACCAUCAAGCUAUCCAGCCACCCUUCUCUCAGCCUGCGGUACGGCAUGGAGACUACUGAUCUCUUACUCUGCAUCGGCAACAAUUCUCUCGGCAUUAGGUCAAGACAUGGUAGCUAUGCAGAUGCCAGUUUUUGUUACGCUCCUGCGACACAGAAGACGUAUUUCAUUUCCUCUCCAAAGUAUGGAGAGGGUUUGGGAUGUGUUUGCACUGGUGUUGUCACUGAGAAUAAUGAUAUUAUUGUGGCAGGAGAGGCAAGUGCCGUCAAAAUGUCUAGACAAAAGGCCAGGAACAUCGAAAUUUAUAGAUACCACCAGCGAGGAAACCAGUUUUGGCACAGCCUGUGCACCACUCAGCUCCGUGAACUCUAUGCGUUGGGCACUAUCCAUAACGAUCUCUAUGUAAUAGGAGGGCAAAUGAAAGUGAAAAAUCAGUAUCUGGUCACAAACUGUGUGGAGAAGUAUUCCAUGGAGCAAGGCACCUGGAGAAGCACGGCGCCUCUUCCAGUACCGUUAGCCUGCCAUGUGGUGGUGACGGUGAAGAAUAAGCUCUACGUGCUGGGUGGCUGGACACCACAGAUGGAUCUGCCUGACGAUGAGCCGGAUCGAUUAAGUAACAGAAUGUUUCGGUACGACCCAGGCCAAGACAAAUGGACAGAAGGUGCGCCAAUGAAGUACUCCAAAUACCGCUUCAGCACAGCUGUAGUCAACAGCGAGAUUUAUGUCUUGGGAGGAAUUGGGUGCCUUGGUCGUGACAGGGGACAGACACGGAAAUGUCUUGAUGCGGUGGAGAUUUAUAACCCUGAUGGAGACUUCUGGAGGGAUGGACCUCCUAUGCCUUCUCCCCUCCUCUCCUUACGAACAAACUCUACCAGCGCAGGCUCUGUGGAAGGGAAGCUGUACCUCUGUGGAGGAUUUCGUGGAGCAGCUCGUGAUGAAGUUAUCAUCAAAGAGAUCCUUGAGCUGGAUACAUGGGAGAACCAGUGGAACGUGGUGGCCAUCAACGUCCUCAUGCACGACAGCUAUGAUGUUUGCCUUGUUGCUAGGCUGAACCCACGGGAUCUUAUCCCUCCUCCCCCGGAUUUAGUGGACCAAUAGAAGUUCAGUGACUCUCAGUGCUUUCGGAUUCUGCAGAAACUGAAGAAUUUGGAGAGACAAAUGCUGCAUUUGGCUCUGGAUGACAGCUGAGUCCUGUGGAGAGGAGCCGGCAACACAUGCUUAAGGACAGAAUUGCCUUUGAGCUGCGCUUCUCAGACGAUGCUUAAUUUGCUAGUACUGGUACUCUGGACUUUUGUGAUUGACAUUUGAGGUUGCCCAGCCUUUGUUUGUGGCUCUUUGUCUUCCAUCUGGCUGUGCAAGCUCCAGUGUUGGGUGCAGCCUGGGCUUCUGAGACCCUUUGCCUCACAGGCACAGUGGCAGCCCAGGGCUCACUUCACAGCAGAGCAUGACAUAUGAAGGAAAGCUCUAGCCAGGGAAAUCCCUCCUUUGCUGUUCAUACCACCUGGUUCUACUAAGCUACCGAGGAGGCUAAGAAAUAUAUUAAGUCAGCUGAUGAAAACCAGUCCAGCUGUACCAAAGGGCCAGACUGUACUUGACUGAUGCAGGAGGAGAGGGAAAACAGAGAAGAGCCUUUGUUUGUUUUAAACAAAAAUCCAUUAGCCAAGGUUCAUUAGCCAACUACAAGAGCUAUUGCAAACGUUAUCUAACCCACAGACAGGACAGUCAAGAAAUCCUGUCUUUGCCAACAGAGCUGAGCCUGUGCUUGUAGAAAACUAGUCUUUUGGCAACAAGUCACAAGCGAGUCUUCCAGCAGGGUUAGUAGGCAGUCUGUACCAAAGACAAGAAGAAUCCUAAACUUUCACAUAGAUCCUACCUGUUACAAGGUCUGGUGUGACCAGAACCUUAAAGCUCAGCUAGAAAACCCUCUUCCUUUGAGAGAUGGAGAAGGGGAUGUAAACUAAAAAGUUAUAAAUGAGGCCAGUAUUAUCUGCAUAUCAGCUCUGCAGCUACAGGGAAAGGAUAGAUGUGCUAAACAAUAAAUGUUUAUAUAACAGUAGCUGUUUUUAUAGAAGUAGCUUUAAUGAAGUAGCAUAAGGUAAAUUCUAUACCAACAGAACUGGCUAUAAUCACAGGGAAGAGGAAUAAUUCAAACAGUGUUUCUUAAGGCAGUGUUAGCCUUUAUAAGGCUUGAAGACAGUAGGUUAGAGAGAAAAUUGUUACCAGUACUGCUAUCCCAUUUGAACUACCAAUAACUAUUCAUCAGUUCUCUAGUGCCUACAUUAUAGUGUAUCUGUCUGUCACUGCCUGGGCAGUACGGGCAAGAGAACUGGAAAUCUCAGUUGUGCUCUUGGGCCAAAAUUGCAAAUGAUAGUAUGCUGCAAUGCAGAGUGAAUGUCAGAGGCAAACACUAAGAGUAGACUAUGAUAUAGUACAAGAAUGAUCAUUGUCAGCAAGAAGUUGCUUUUGAUGGCUACAAAAGCAGCAACAAAACUGGAAGGAAAUAAAUGGCAGAGAAAUGAGGGAAUCCAUUAGGUAGUUCACCCAUAGUUACUUGCAGGAUUUGCACUUCAGAGCAUCUCCAUUUUCUUUUUCAAUCGCGUUUUAGGCUGCAAAAAUGC